Messenger RNA from Penicillium subrubescens, 1683 nucleotides. RefSeq names its product tRNA adenylyltransferase. Gene Ontology annotation, molecular function: RNA binding; ATP:3'-cytidine-cytidine-tRNA adenylyltransferase activity. Gene Ontology annotation, biological process: tRNA 3'-terminal CCA addition. The record is from RefSeq and is a predicted model, not a curated record. Bases 1 to 1683 code for a protein of 560 amino acids. The transcript has 3 exons. NCBI's taxonomy places the organism in Eukaryota, Fungi, Ascomycota, Eurotiomycetes, Eurotiales, Aspergillaceae.
AUGCGCGGGCGCGAAACAGAUUCUCACUCACCAGAGCGAGCGACUAAAAGACGGCGCAUUUCCACCUCUCUCGAAAGAGAGGUUUUUGACGAACUAAUGGAUCUCUCAAACCCCACCAUCCACCUUACACCUCUCGAAAGCACCCUGCGAACCCUCCUUCUCGAUGUCGCAACAUACAUUCAACAGGAGGGCAUUACCGAAGAAGGCAGCAAUGUGAAGAAGCAUCCGGAGACCGUCCUGCGAUUCACAGGCGGCUGGGUGCGCGACAAGCUGCUCGGUGUGGACAGCCAUGACAUUGAUGUGGGGAUCAGUAGCAUGACGGGGUACCAGUUCGGAAUGGCCCUGAAGGAUUACUUGGAUGUCCCCGAGAACUUGGAGAAGUACAAGAAGAGUCUUCCUAGUGAAGAAAUGAGCGACGCAAUUGUCAGCCUGCACAAGAUCGACGCCAACCCGGAGAAGUCGAAGCACCUGGAGACCGUCACCACGAAGAUUUUCGGCUUGGAUAUUGAUUUGGUCAACCUGCGCAAAGAAACAUACUCGGAGGAUAGCCGCAACCCACAAAUGGAGUUUGGCACCGCUGAAGAGGAUGCUUUGCGACGAGAUGCCACCAUAAAUGCUCUUUUCUACAACCUGAAUGAGUCGAAACUGGAAGAUCUCACCAAGCGCGGGCUGGAUGAUAUGAAGAAGCACAUUAUUCGAACCCCGCUUGAACCAUACCAAACCUUCAAGGAUGACCCGCUCCGCGUACUGCGGUUAAUUCGGUUCGCGAGUAGGCUGGGGUACCAAAUCGACCCAGAAACGGAAUCGGCGAUGCAGAACGAGGACAUCAGCGUUGCGCUGAAACUCAAGAUUAGCAAAGAGCGGGUAUUGGCAGAGCUGGAGAAGAUGCUCCACGGUCCUGAUCCGCAUGGAGCUUUGCAAUUCAUCGAUCGACUCGGCCUAUACCCCACAAUCUUUGCCAACCACCAAGACAAAGUCACCGCCGAUACAUCAACUUGGCCUCUCGCCUACAAUGCGCUGGCGCGAUUGUUGCAACCCGAAUCCAACGAGGCUGCCUUGGAGCGUGUUCGCAACAUCCUCUUGCGUGACAAGUCUUGCCAUUACAAUGCCUGGAUGAUUGCGGCAUUCGCCCCGUGGACUUCAGUACCUGCUCGAGGGACAAGUACUGAAAAGAGACCUCCGCCCACACGCCCCGUCGAAGUUGGCAGGGACAGUCUUAAAGCCGAUAAUAAAACCCUGUUCAUACUCCGUGAUGCAACCCUGCAUUUCCGGGACAUCAUCGAGUGUAAGAACUCAUUGCUUGGAAACACUAUCCAGGCAACUCCUGCCGAAAUCCGGCAACAGAUCGGGCUCCGGAUUCGAUCCUGGGGCAAGGAAUGGAGACUCUGUGUCGUUUUGGCCAUACUUCAAGAGGUCAUGGGAGGACGCGAUCUCACUGACGUGGCCCAAGAAUAUGACCAAUUCCUAGCAUACGUAGUAGAGAAAGACUUAGAUAAUGUCUGCGAACUCAAGCCCAUAGUAAAUGGUGGUGAAAUCAUGCAGCAUCUGGGAGCGAAAAAGGGACCCUGGAUGAGCAGAGCGACCAGUCUUGUGCUGGAAUGGCAGCUGUUGCAUCCUGAAAUCACCGACAAAUCGGUGGUGCUGGAGGAGAUUUCGGCACGCCGGGCAGAGUUGGGGUUGUGA